Molecule: messenger RNA, 1562 nt
Organism: Neltuma alba
Lineage: Eukaryota; Viridiplantae; Streptophyta; Magnoliopsida; Fabales; Fabaceae
Product: transcription factor UNE12
Exons: 6
Coding region: 192-1070 (292 amino acids)
Biological process (GO): regulation of transcription by RNA polymerase II
Cellular component (GO): nucleus
Molecular function (GO): RNA polymerase II cis-regulatory region sequence-specific DNA binding; DNA-binding transcription factor activity, RNA polymerase II-specific; protein dimerization activity
Source: RefSeq, a predicted model, not a curated record
GCCACUACUCUAGGCCCCGUCUCUUAGCUUAGCUUCCACAGAGAGAACUGUCUUCUCCUGAGUAGAGAAAAAGCAGAACUAGGAACAAAGCACAGCUCUAGGCUGCAGGAAUUCUCUCUCCUUCAUGUAGAUAGGAAUUGGUUCCUCUACGCGUUUUCUCAACUCGACUCAACUCGCUCCAGUCCGAACUCAUGGCAAAUAAUCCUUCCGACGCCCCCGCCGACGACUUCCUCGAGCAAAUCCUUGGGCUCCCAACUUUUGCUUCUGCCGACUCCGGCUUAGCCGGUACGGCUGCUCCGCCCCCGAUGAUGCUGCAGCUCAACUCCGGCGACGGCACCGACCACCUCACUUCUGUUGGCGCUGGCGCCGGUAGUGGUGCCUUUCAUGCACCGGUGUAUCAGCUAGGCCUGAGCUUGGAGCAAGGGAAAGGAGGUUUUUUGAAGCCCGAGGAGCCUUCUGGAAGUGGGAAGCGAUUUCGCGAAGAUAUCGUUGAUAAUAGAGCGAAGAAUGUUUUUCAUGGCCAACCCUUGCCUACUACUAUUCCUGCAGCUCCACAUCCACCAUCAAUGCGUCCAAGAGUCCGAGCUAGAAGAGGACAAGCUACAGAUCCACACAGUAUAGCUGAGCGGUUGCGCAGAGAAAGAAUAGCAGAAAGAAUCAGAGCUUUGCAGGAACUUGUUCCUAGUGUCAAUAAGACAGAUAGAGCUGCCAUGCUAGAUGAAAUUGUGGAUUAUGUCAAGUUCUUGAGGCUUCAAGUUAAGGUUUUGAGCAUGAGUAGAUUGGGCGGAGCUGGUGCAGUGGCACCGCUGGUCACUGACAUUCCAUUAUCAUCAGUUGAGGAAGAAGGAAGUGAAGGUGGAAGAAAUCAACCAGCAUGGGAGAAAUGGUCAAACGAUGGCACAGAAACACAUGUGGCUAAGCUUAUGGAAGAAAAUGUUGGGGCUGCCAUGCAGUUCCUACAAUCAAAGGCUCUUUGCAUCAUGCCCAUAUCUCUGGCAUCAGCGAUAUACCAGUCACAACCACCGGACACCUCCAGUAUAGUGAAGCCAGAAACUAACCCUCCUUCAUAGAACGCAGGCACGGGGGUUCACAAUCCAACGGUCCCAUCCAGGGCUCACCUAAUACUGCUGGGACCCACAGGUUAUUUGUCUGUUCCAAUUCCCCCCAUAAUUUUAGUCAUUGGCUCGCAUCAAGUUGCAAUCAAAGUCAGAUGCCAUAGCACUUUCUUUUUUAGCCUUUCUUUCAGCUUUUGCCAAUAGAGGGUUCGAUGUCAAUGCCCAAGAAAAUAUAAGUGGACCCCACCAUGUCUGAUCAAAUUUCAAUUAAAGGGUAAGAAAUUGUCAAAGUUCAUUAAUAUCGAUUUGCUUUUCUUUUUAGUAUGAAUGCGUGGGGGGUAGUGGAACAUGAUGGAAGCGCUUUUAUAGUGGGGCUUAGUUUUUGUAGUGGGCUGUGGGACCUUAGUAAAAGGUUAGAGUGGUGUGUAACAUAUUUUUAUUAAUUAAUGAUGUAAUUCUAGAGAUUUUUAAAUGCAGAGCUGAAAUGGAUAAUGGCUACUUUAAGAA